Diaporthe batatas is the source of this 5341-nucleotide messenger RNA. RefSeq lists its product as uncharacterized. The coding region runs from base 2384 to 3463 and encodes 359 amino acids. The transcript has 4 exons. The record is from RefSeq and is a predicted model, not a curated record. NCBI's taxonomy places the organism in Eukaryota, Fungi, Ascomycota, Sordariomycetes, Diaporthales, Diaporthaceae.
AUCGUUCCGGACCGUCGUGUUCUCUUGCAAGGCCCAAUUGGCCGCGAUACGGCCCCCAAACUUGCUGGGAGCUGCUGAUCCUGGCCCCUCAGGGUUACAUGCUGCCACCUCUUGGAAGAUUAGGGCUGAACCGGUGGUGAGGAAGGAAGCCUGGCCUGCUGCUUGCCUGACUUGCCUGCUUGCCUGGACAGCCUGAGCCUGCACAGCUCUGCAUGCAGGGCAGCAUCCGGCCGUCCAAUGACCAGACGCCAGAGCCUCGUCCCUUCCUGUCUGCGAAACUUUCGAGGAUGGAGGGAAGGAAGGGACCGACGACCAACAAGCUCCAGCCAGCUCUUUCCCAGCGUCUCAACCUCGGCCAGCUGAUCUCUGUGCAGUUCUCUUUGGCCCUGCCUGGCCCCGUCUCCCAUCUCUUUCUUCCCUUCCUUUCUACUGUGGUCCCCGCCCACACACAUCCAUGUUCACAUCAUCCAUGUUCCACUCACACACUCCCACACACACACCACACACACGGCACCAAUCCAAUACCCACGCUUUCACACCAACGGGGUGAUCAGGACCGAACCGGCCCCAACGGGGGACCGCACACGCGAUGUGACCCUGUCCUUUGCUGCAGCUCUAAUCGGUCGUUUCCGCAUCCUAUCGGCGUCCACAAAAUGCUCCUCCGUCAUCCCUCCCCACGCCCAUGUUCCGUCAUUCCCAGCGCCUGAUGUUCCCUGCAGCUCUGUCUGUCUGUGUGUGUGUCUGUCUGUCUGUCUGUCUGCGCUGCACUGCUCUUCACUGCGCUGUGCAUGCAUGCGGGCGGAGGCUGAUAAGAAAAGUACCAGCCCGCCAAGAUGCUGCGUUCCUCACAGAUUCCUCACAGAUUCCUCCCCUGCUACAUCGCAAAGUCGAAUGCCACCGUCUACGGAGUACAACUGCGCUGCCCAGCCAUGCUUCCGUGACGCUCAGCUUGAAUUGACCUGGCCCGGUCGGAAAGGGGACAAGCCAGCAUAAACGGCUGACCUGACAUGCCUGCACUAUUCCUACCCCACGUCUCACUCCGCUCUACUGCCUCGUGCCACACCAGUUUCUGGGUGUGUGCAUCAGGUAUUGAUGGGAUGGAUGGACACCGAGGCUACCUGUGAGGGUGCCCUUGCUUACAUUGCUGACUUCCCGGGGUCCCCUACGGCCGGGUGACGUUCUCUGGGACGCUUGCUAUGGCUGCUCGCUGCAGGACCCUCAGGCACCAGGGACAUGGUCUGUCUGAGGGAGCCAGCCCGGCACAUCUCAUCCACCAGCCCGACUGCUCGCCCUCCAGAUGUCCAGCCUGAGCGUGGGUGGACCUUGGUCACAACCAAGGUCGCUGCGGGGGUCCCCACGAAUAAGGCUAGCCCAGCAUGCAAAAGCCAGCCAGAUGGGCAGAUGGGCAGAUGGGCCAGAUGCGAUGGGGGGCCACGGGGCCACGGCAAAACCGUUCGACGGCAGCACGACGGCCGUAUAUGUGGUCGGUCUCCUGGCAUAGACUGCCGAGACAUGCGGGCUGCGAUGCGGGACAGCUGCACGCCCGCCUCCUCGGUGGCCUACUGCCUUCAGCCCUAUGGGGUCCGGCUGUACGAGUCUGUCGCGGGCCCUACAUGUCUUCUUGGCUCUCUUUUUGUGUGUGUCUUCUCUGCUUGCCAUGGCUGUGGCUGUAGCUGGAACUUGCAGCUGCAGCCGAUCCAGCUCGUCUAGGGUCCAUUCAUGUCCUUUGCCAUUCCCGCUGUGGGUACUAAUAACGUAUAGAUACUCGGUAUAUAUACGAAAGUCCCAUGUCAGAUAGCAAGACAGGCCGGGGUCCUUGCAUGAGGCGCACAUGGGAGUUCCCUUCCUCCCUCUUUUCUAGUGCUGAAAUACCAAGACAAGCAGCCACAAGCCCAGCAGAAAAGCCGGCACCUCUUCCUCUCGCUCACACCCACUCCUACUUACACUACACCACACUACAUACACUACCUACAGGCGCGGCUCCCACAAGGCUUGGGAGGGUACCAAAUUUCCCCCUGCGACCACACCGGCCAGUCGCCUUGAUCCCUCCUUCCAGCCAGUCACGGCGUGCGCAACCCCUGACUCAGGCAGAUCACUUUAUUCUGCACAUGGGUGGUCUCUCCCGAGCAGGCUGUCUUCCCGUGGUCACCAAUUCGCUCGCCCCGUGCCACCGGCUCGGCCUCUGCCCCAGUCUUUUUUUCUCAAACAACCCCCUUCCAGGCAGACUGCGGGAGGCAAACGCGGGAGGGCGGAGCCUCACCCACACCAAAACAAGCGUAGCAGCGCAUGCUUCUUAUUAACAAGGCUUUCUCGAUCCUGGGCAAAAUGGGGUGAGAGCCGGCUGUCGACAAUAACUCAUAUACACAUACACACACACACAACCAUGAUGAGAAUAGCAAUCGCCGGCGGAGGCGGUUUUGCCUAUAUUCUGGCCGGCGAGAUUACCCAGACAGCCAAUGCCGUGCUUGUCUUGUCCACGAGGCAACACCCGGAGUUCGAGCACUUGGGGGCACAGGUGGCAGUCGUCGACUUCGCAAACGUCGAGGAGCUCCGAUAUGCGCUGCGGGGCGUUGACCUCGUCAUAUCGACAAUACCGGGCCAGCCCCAGCUUAACCUCAUAGAUGCCGCACACCUCGCCCGCGUCCGUACCUUUGUGCCAUCCGAGUUUGAGGGUGCUCUGGCGCGCAGGCCGCCGCCGUCCAACGGCGAUCCGCUCGACCGCGGCUCGGCAAUGGCGUUGGAACGCCUCAUGGGGUUGUCGCAGCCGCAGCAGGACCAUCAUCACCACCAGAACCACCAGCCGCAGCCGCCACCCCAAUCACCGCCCGCCUCGUGCCCUAUGAGCUUUACUGUCUUCUCGUGCGGCGUGCUGUACGAGCGGCUGGCGCCCGGCGGUCUGGCCGCCUUAAACAUCGGCACCGGGCAGACGGCGCCGACCCUCACCGGGCAGGGUGAUUACCUGGCAGAUAUUGGCAACGCGACGGCCGAGAUUGUCGAAAUCAACGCCCAAGGGAGCCCAGUCAUUGUGUCCAUGACCUCCGUCUACGACGUGGCUCGGUUUGUGGCCGCCGCCGUCGAGAUCGGGCCGGAACACUGGCCGAGGGAAUUCCAGAUGCGAGGGGACCAGCUGAGCGUCCGUGACAUCCUGAGCGCGGCGAUAAACGUCCGAGGAGUGCCUUUCAAUCUCGCCACCCACCAAUAUGCAGACCUUCAGUCGCAUCUCGAAUACGCCAUCCAGACGAGCAACUGGCGCCGCUGGUGCUACCUCCAGCAGCUCCUAGCAACAGCGGACGGGCGCUACACCCUGGGGCGGCCCAACCUCAACGAGCUCGUCGACGAGGCCCCGGGCGUCAGCGUCGUUCCAGAGAGGUUUGCCGACUGGCUGAGGCGGUCAUGGGGCCAGCCGCAGUCUCAGCCUCAGAUCCAGCCCCAUUUUCAAACUACCGUCAUGGAAAUAGAAUGAAGCGAUUUUGGUUGUGGGGGUGGGGCGCUUAAAAUGCUCCCCGUUCCCCUCCCCUCCCCCUUCACUCCCUUAAUGGACUGACUGCGUGAAUUAAUAUGGAUGGCAUUGCAUAGCGUUGGAACCACGGGACAUGGGCACGGGCAUAGCCUGGCAUGGCAUGCGAGAGUAUGUAUUAUUACUGUCAUUACUACGGGCAUGAGUUGUAAUGGAUACCUUUUUUUUUUCUUCUCUUCCCCGGCGUUGUUCAAUCACGCUUCGUACUGGAAUCGCAGGUCUUCCUCCCUUCCUCCGCCCCAAGGCGAUCACGAUUGAUCUCGUUUCCUAACGGCCCCGCAAUCGCACUCGACAAAGAACACAUGCAGCUGCAAAACUCCACCAAAAACAAGAUCAAGGGUCGUAUUGCUACACCGGUCGACCCGUUUCGCGGGAAUCUCGGUUGUGGCGCAUCACUUGUCCAUAUCGGGCUUGCAAGCCCGGCCUGGCAUGCCAACCUUGGAACGACAAAUCUUGGCCGGGGCCCCCCGCGGGCAACAGCAACAACCCACGCGAGAUGGUCCCCAGUGGGCGUCUAUACCCAUUACGGCCGUCACCUUCCCUAUUGGAACCACCACUUAUGUCGCAGCGAAAUGACGAUUGCUCGGGCCCAGAACAAAAGUCCGCGUUUAAUAGGAAGCAAACAUCCGUGUUCCGCAGGCGACGCCGGCCCGAUGAUGGGCAUUGAGCCCUUGUCCGUUCGCGCCGAACUCCGACGCUGGGAUGACUAGGUUACUACCAUAAAGUUCGGGCCGGCCUGGCUUUGGUGUUCUCGCCGCCGCCGGGGCUCGAGCUACCUACCCGGAGCCGGAGCCGGGCGGCGAGGCUCCGCAGUGCCCAGCGGGCCGGGGGGCAAAGUCGCGCUACGGAGGUGGGAGGACGACGGCGAUGACGAUGCGGGGAGGAAGAGGGCCUGCCUCAUCAUCACGACGGGCGUGCAUGUCGUUCGUCGAGGACGAGCUGCGUGCUGGGUUUCCAAAUUACCUAGGUACGGAUGAAAUGGAUGAUUAAUGAUCAGUCAUUUACGAUGCGGGUCCUGAUAAACGAGACCUACGCACCGAUCGCACGGGAUGUGUGUAGUUCACGGUGGCCUCCCCUCUCGCACGGCAUCAACGACCACAGGCCCGGAUCCGCGACAAAGUAAGUCCUCGCCCCUCCGCCGCGGAGGCUUACGACGGACGACCUGGACCUCGACUUGGACACGGGGUCUCAUGACUGGGCCAACCCGAGCCCCAGCCCCAGCUCCGCCCCGUGUCUGACCGCGGGGGUCAACGGGACGUCGUGGCUUGAGUGGGACGGAUUGUUUUGGGUCCCCCGUGUGGCUACGGGGCCCGGCGGUUCCCGGGGAUGCGAACGAUGACUGGUUUCGCUUCUAUUCGGUAUACGUCCGAAGAUAUAUAUGGCGUCUUCCUUCAUACAGUGAUGCGAGCGAUAACAAGGACUGGUUUGGCUUUUGCUUAUGUGUUUGAUGCUCUGGUUUGAUUGUGCUGGGGAGGGGAGGUCUUGUUGAUGAUUGAUACGCCUCCAGGGCUGUUACUAUGGAUGCUACUCAGGCUUUGGGUUGUUUUGAGAAAGCUGGCAGGAGUCUUGUCCUGGCCUGCCUGGGUUGCAUCCUAUGAGUGAUUAUGUGGUUUCGCUUCUAUUCCGUAUACGUCCGAGGACAUACAUGGCGCCUUCUAUGAGUGAUUAUAUUGAUUUAUGCUAGUCAUGCGUGGUAUGUGCUGGUAUUCUGUGUUGUGCUACUUCUUCCUUGUUUUCCUCUCUUUCGUCCUUGGUUGUUAGUUACUGUUUGUGCUUGAGGCGUAAACAUUGACGCUAACAAAUUGACUAUUCAGGUACCUAGUA